Messenger RNA from Nycticebus coucang (slow loris), 3965 nucleotides. It is a transcript of the gene TMED10, whose product is annotated as transmembrane p24 trafficking protein 10. Gene Ontology annotation, cellular component: Golgi apparatus; COPII-coated ER to Golgi transport vesicle; COPI-coated vesicle. Bases 69 to 728 code for a protein of 219 amino acids. The record is from RefSeq and is a predicted model, not a curated record. Gene Ontology annotation, biological process: endoplasmic reticulum to Golgi vesicle-mediated transport; Golgi organization; intracellular protein transport. NCBI's taxonomy places the organism in Eukaryota, Metazoa, Chordata, Mammalia, Primates, Lorisidae. The transcript is spliced from 5 exons.
UGAGUCACGCGGGUCCGCCCGGUUCCGGCGCGGUAGAGGCCGGGGGUGGUGAACGAGUCUCCGGCACCAUGUCUGGUCUGUCUGGUCCAUUGGCCCGGCGUGGCCCUUGCCCGCUGGCGUUGCCACUUUUGUUCCUGCUCGGCCCCAGCGUGGUCCUCGCCAUCUCUUUCCACCUGCCCGUUAACUCUCGCAAGUGCCUUCGCGAGGAGAUCCACAAGGACCUGCUGGUGACGGGCGCGUACGAGAUCUCCGACCAGUCUGGCGGCGCCGGCGGCCUGCGCAGCCACCUCAAGAUCACAGAUUCUGCUGGCCAUAUUCUCUACUCCAAGGAGGAUGCAACUAAGGGAAAAUUUGCCUUUACCACUGAAGAUUAUGACAUGUUUGAGGUGUGCUUUGAGAGCAAGGGAACAGGGCGGAUACCUGACCAACUCGUGAUCCUAGACAUGAAGCAUGGAGUGGAGGCGAAAAAUUACGAGGAGAUUGCAAAAGUUGAGAAACUCAAACCAUUAGAGGUGGAGCUACGUCGCCUAGAAGACCUUUCAGAAUCUAUCGUUAAUGAUUUUGCCUACAUGAAGAAGAGAGAGGAGGAGAUGCGUGAUACUAAUGAGUCAACAAACACUCGAGUUCUGUACUUCAGCAUCUUUUCGAUGUUCUGCCUCAUUGGACUAGCCACCUGGCAGGUCUUCUACCUGCGGCGCUUCUUCAAGGCCAAAAAGUUGAUUGAGUAAUGAAUGAGGUGCAGUCUCCUCCCACCUGUAUCUCAGCCAGCAUAACAUCACUGGAAUGUGCCUGGCUUAAGGCAUCCUACCAAUGGCACCAUCAAGGCACAUUGGAGCUUUCUUGCCAGAACUGAUCUCUUUUGUUGUGGGAGAACAUGGGUACCACUUACACCCAACAAGUCAAUGAGGGACUUCUUUUUAACUUGGUAGGAUUCGGACUGGUUUUAUAACAAUAGGACUAUUAUUAGAGUUACCUAUGAGAAAAAUAGGGGUUACCUAGAUAAUGCCAAAGUCAGCAUUUGUACUGGGUUUCCUCACGUGAUCUGUUAGAACCAUGUUUUCUUUCCUUUUCCUACUUGCUCAUCAGCUUGGGUUUCCACUCUAGUCCUUUUACUAAAAUUUGUGUGACCAUGUUGAACUUGUUCAUUCUGAGUGUCCUCUUUGGUUUUCUUAGGAAAACACCCUUAACUUUCUCUUGGCCCUUAGCUGAAAUGUUUACAUAGCUUCUUUUCAUAAUUUUAUGUCUCUUAAAAAGGUGAUGGAUGUGACACCUCAUAAAAGUGAACUUUAAAUUGUAGAUAAAUCUUAAAAUUUCAUUUUAGACAAUUAAAAUAUUUGUGCUCAACUUCUUGAACUUUCUUUCUCGUGUAUGUAUAUUUAGUUCUGUGCAAUUUUAUCACAUGUAUAGAGUCACGUGACUACUAUCUAAGAGACAACAGGUACAUCACACAGAUCUCUCAUGUUGCCAUUAUACAGCCAUAGCCACCUCCCUUCCUUGCCAUCUCACCCCAGCCUUUGGAUACCACUGAUCUGUUCUCUCUGUAACUUUGGUUUUGUUUGUUUGUUUGUUUGUUUCUGGAGGUAGGGUCUCUGUUGCCCAGGCUAGCAUACAGUGGCAUCAUCAUAGCUCACGACAACUUCAAACUCCUGGGCUCAAGUGAUCCUCCAAUAUUCCUGCUUUAGCCUCCCAAUUAGCUGAGACCACAGGCAUGUAACAUCAUACUUGGUUAAUUUGGGGAGGGUUUGGGGUUAUUUGUUUUUUUGGUGGAAAUGGGGUUUUGCUGUGUUGUUCAGGCUGAUCUUGAACUCCUGGCCUCAAGCAAUCCUCCUGCCUCAGCCUCCCAAAAUGCUAGGAUUACAGAUGUGAGCUACUAAGCCCAGCCUAAUUUUAUCAUUUCAAGAGUAUUAUAUAAAGGAAUUGUAUAGAAUGUAACCUUCUGAGACCAAUUUUUUCAUGCAGCAAUAGUUCCCUCGAAAUCCAUCCAAGUUGUUUCACGUAUCAACAGUUGGUUCCUUUUGAUUACCGAUUACAUAGUAUGGAAGUACCACAGUUUGCUUAACCAUUUACCCACUGAUGGACAUAUGGUUUGUUUUCAGUGUUUGGCCCUUUCUAAUUAAGCUGCUGUGAACAUUCACAUACAGAUUUUUAUGUGAACGUAGAUUUUCAUUUCUCUGGGAUAAAAGCCCAAAAGGGCAAUGGCUGGGUUGUAUCGUAAGCAUGUUUAUUUUUGUAAGACAGUGCUCUACUCUUUUCUGAGUGGCUGUACCAUUUUACUUUUCUACCAGCAAUGUAUGACUGAUCCAAUUUUCUCACAUCCUCAGCAGCAUUUAGUAUUAUUACUUUUUUUUUUAAUUUUAGCCAUUGGAUAGGCAGUGUAAUGAUAGCUCGUGUGGUUUACUUUUGCAUUUUCCAAUAGCUAAUGAUUGUGACUAUCUUUUCAUAUGUUCAUUUGGCAUCUAGAUACCCUCUUCAGUGAAAUGCCUGUUUCAUGUCUUUUGCUUAUUUCCUAAUUAUAUCAUUGGUUCUUUUUACUAAUGGGUUAUUAGAGUUUCUUAUAGACUUCAGUCAGAUGUGUAGUUGUUUGAAUUUUUAACGUAACUUCUACCAAGGAAAAACAAGUAAAAUUUGCCAACUCUUUUUGCAUGGCCAUUCACUUACUGACUCAAUUUCUUAUGUGUUCCAUCUAGAGAAUUAAGAUGUAUGAGGUAUAAAAUGGACAUCUGGAGGGUCAUAAAGAGAGUAAGUAGUUGAAAGAAUAUACAUGUUGAAUGUAAGUAAGAGAAGAUACAGAUACAAAUAACCAUGCUUUAUAAAGGUAUGAAAAAUAUGUCACUUGAAAUCUUUCCCACAUUUCCUAGGAAAGUAGGUAAGAGUUACAAUCUCUUUUAAACCAUGCUAUUUACAAGGCUUGUCUAAUCACAGUGGCAAGAAUUAACAUGUAGCUUGCAGUGAAGUAGAAUAUUGGAAUUAUCAUAGAGAAUACUGUAGUGUUGACAUGAAUAGAGUACAAAGGUGAAAGAAAGAGUAAGUUAUAUUGUUAAAAUCUCAGGUUAUUCUGGUAAUGUUCCAGCUACUGUGAACCCAAAAGCCUUUUUGUUUUUCUUUUGACUCCCUGAAUAUUCAUUCCUCUCGUGUAGUGUAUGAAAGUAGUUCUGCCUUUAACUUGUGCAACAUUGCCAUCUGCUGCUGAGAAUUGAUAGAUAACUGCUUCUGAGAACCCAGCAGUAGAAUCCUUACCAAAGGGGACAGCAGAUGUUGAGAAAGUCUGUCUAUAGUAUUUUAUAUACUAAAUGACAGAGGAUGCAUUUAAGUAGGGAAAAGAAUAAAAUUUGUGGGUUGACAUCUACGCUUAGACUUUUAUAUAUGGAAUUGUACUCUGUAUUAACAGCCUAACAAGAUACUCUUUCCUGUUUCUGACCGGUGCCUUUCCCCUUUUUAGGAGCAGUGAAAGCUACUCUGUUAGGUCGGUCUUCUGAUCUGACAAAAAUAUCAAGAAGAUAGAACAAGGGAAUAUUUUCUUUUGUUGAUGUUUUUGUUCCCAAGUAUGAAUCUAUGCUUUGUGGAACUAAAAUUGUUUCAUGUCCCUUAUACUUAUGCCAAAACUACCAACUUGGAAAUUUUUGUGCUUUUGGUUUAAAAGUUAAUUGAUAUUAUACCUUGAUUUUGUGUAUAAAGUAAAAGUAUUUGCCUUUGACUAAAGGCUGAUACAAAAGCAAAUCAGCUUUAAAAAUAGGGAUGUUAUCUACUUUCCUUCAUUGUUGAGCACAUUAUUCAAAAUGGUAUGUAUAACAUAAAUGAGGAUGCAGUCGAAGUAAGCUUUGUUUUACCAUUGUCAUGCACCCCUGUCAUAAAGCCAUUUCUCUGUUUAAUGGAAAGAGGCAUGUAGGAUUUAUACAAAUUCACUUGUAAAUGUCGGAUUGAGAAUUUUUGUGUAAAUUUUCUCAAAUAAAGCCUAGCAGAAACCA